Messenger RNA from Microthlaspi erraticum, 846 nucleotides. The record is from the annotation of a GenBank genome assembly. NCBI's taxonomy places the organism in Eukaryota, Viridiplantae, Streptophyta, Magnoliopsida, Brassicales, Brassicaceae.
AUGGAUCCUCUUCCUCCUCAUUCUUCUUCAGCCGUCUGGAAAGCGGACGUUUUCGUGAGUUUUAGAGGAGAAGAUGUGCGUAAAGCAUUCGUGAGCCAUCUAUUCUGCGAGCUUGAUCGUAUGGGGAUCAACGCCUUCAGAGACGAUUUGGAUCUCGAGCGAGGAAAAUCGAUUUCCCCUGAGCUUGAAGAUGCAAUCAAAGGCUCCAGAUUCUCGAUCGUCGUGGUCUCUAGAAACUACGCAGCUUCAAGCUGGUGUUUAGACGAGCUCUUGAAGAUCAUGGAAUGCAAAGAUACAUGUAAUCAGACAGUCAUACCCAUUUUCUACGAAGUUGAUCCUUCUGAUGUGAGAAGACAAACUGCAAGUUUCGGUGAGGAUGUUGAGAGUCACAGCGACAAGGAGAAGGUGGAGAAAUGGAAAGAAGCUUUGACGAAACUAGCUGCGAUUGCUGGUGAAGAUUCUCAGACUUGGAGGGAUGAGUCCAAGCUGAUUAAGAAGAUUGUUAAGGACAUUUCUGACCAACUGGUUUCGACUUCAUGGGAUGAUUCCGAAGAGUUGAUUGGAAUGGGUUCCCAUAUGGAUUUUCUGCAGUCUAUGAUGUCUAUAGAGAAGGAAGAUGUUAGAAUGGUAGGGAUUUGGGGAAUGGGUGGAGUUGGGAAGACUACGAUUGCUAAAUACUUAUACAGGCAACUCUCAUGUCGAUUCCAAGCUCAUUGCUUCAUGGAGAAUGUGAAGGAAGUGUGUAACAGAUAUGGAGUAAGGCGUUUACAAGGGGAGUUUCUCUGCAGAAUGUUUCGAGAGAGAGAUCAAGGAGCAUGGAGCUCUCGGUUUCAUGCUCUAGCCUAA